Messenger RNA from Ylistrum balloti, 870 nucleotides. RefSeq names its product major facilitator superfamily domain-containing protein 1-like. Gene Ontology annotation, biological process: transmembrane transport. The transcript has 8 exons. The coding region runs from base 1 to 870 and encodes 289 amino acids. Lineage: Eukaryota; Metazoa; Mollusca; Bivalvia; Pectinida; Pectinidae. Gene Ontology annotation, molecular function: transmembrane transporter activity. The record is from RefSeq and is a predicted model, not a curated record.
AUGUCCAUUGUUUGUGCGAUAUUCGUAUCAUUGUUGGAUUACUAUGGACAAACUCGGGUGAAAGUUGAAGUGAAAGUGGCCCAGAGGUCCAAAUAUGUUACGUUCAGAGAAAUCCGAUUACUCCCUAAAUCAUUCUGGCUUCACUGCCUUGCCAUCAUGUCAUUCUACGCGUGUUAUCUACCUUUAAUUGGAAACGGUAGUAAAUAUAUACAAGACCGGUAUGGUUACUCAAAAACAACGGCAUCCUACUAUAACGGGGCUGUGUAUGAUGUAUCCGUUCUGAUAUCGCCAUUGGCUGGGAUCAUCUUGAGAAAGAUGAACGUGACGGGGAUCGUGAUGUCGUGUUGUGCGGCGCUGACUAUUCCAGUGUUUCCACUACUAUCUUUCUGUCCACAGAUACACCCACUUAUAUUAACAGUGUUUCUGGGAAUCACAUACACUGUUUUUGCAAUUUGUCUGUGGCCGUCUGUGUCUGUGCUCGUGCCGGCGGACAUAUUUGGAACUGCUCAAGGAAUUACCAUUUUUACACAGGGAUUGGGAGUGGGAUUGACAAACCUGGGAAUAGGAAAGAUUCUUGGGACUACUGAAAGUCUAGACAAGGAAGAGCGACUAGCCAACUACAGUAUCAUGUUCUGGGUCCUGUUAAGUCUCUGUAUCAUGUCGGCAGUAUGCAGCAUUGUCGUCAAUAUACUCGAUAUGAAACAGGGUAAUCUGCUAAACCCAGGACUCUCGCAAUUCAGAAGCAAGAAGCUUAUUCUCAGUGUAAACGAAAGGAGUUCCCUGAUUCAACAUUCAGCGUCCAUUGACAUUACUCCCAACGUGAUCGGUCCUGUUUCCGAAAUAUCCCACGGUUACGAGUUGCCACCCUGA